AUGGCCCUCGCCUAUGCAUGGGGUCUGGUGCUGGCAAUAUACCUACUCGGUCACGGACUGGUAGCGCUGCCUCGCAAGAUGUGGCGUGGUGCGUGGACGGGCGAGAGGCUGCGGAGGCUGCAGCGGCGGGCAGUACGGGUACACGACACCCUGGUUGAAGCUGGCGGGAAGGUCGAGGAGCUCAGGUGUCUGGUUGGGCUGCUGAGGCGGAAAAGGGGGUUGAGCUUGGAGAUGCAGGAGUGGGUUGACGAACUGGUGGAGGCUGCCGGGCAGGACAGGACGGCCACCGCUGCCGUGCAGACGCUGCAGAGCGGAGGGAGGGCCACGGUGCCGCAUGUCAUCACGGAACGGUACAUGGCCGGCCUGACGAGGGACCUCUACCGCGCUCGACAUAAAUAUGUCAGGUAUACGGAUACCUGGUCCCGGCUGGUGCGUGAAGCACACGACUGCCAGAAGAUACUGGACUCAGCUACCUCGAGACACCUCGUCUUUGACUCUCCUUCGUCCUCGCCCUCACGAGCCCUUUUGACGCCUCACCUACGCUACAUACUAUACACCCGCAUCAUACCAGCCGUGCGCAUCUUCCUCGCCGCCGUCUUUGCCUGUCUGUCCGUCUCCAUCCUCUGGUCUGAGCUGGUCCGCACGUUUUUCCCUUUUCUCUCCAUCAUUGCCCUUACCACACCCUCGGCUACAUCCAUUGGCUUCCCUUCCCAGCUCCUUACUUCCCUUUGGCUACUAUAUCUCUGCACCGCGGCGGGGACAGGCAUCUCCGACGCUCAGGUAUGGGGGAACCGCACCCUCGUCACUCGCAACACAUACCACGAGUCCGCGUGCUGGUACGCUGGCCAGAUCGCCCGUCUCACCGUUCCGUUGGCAUACAACUUCCUCACCCUCUUACCCCGCGACUUACAGCGACGAACCACCUUCUUUGACUUUUUGGGCAAGGGCAUCAACCUCACGCUGAUAGGGGAAGGGUUCGACCUCUUUUUCCCACUAGUCAUUCUCCUGCCUGUUGCGGCGACGGCGUUUAAUCUCUACGGCAAGGUAAAGGGGUUGGUGGGACUAGGUGAUAUGGAGAUUGACGAUGAAGGAGACGACAACCCUAGUGGCUAUGGCACCGGAGGAUGGAGGGAGGGACGCACCCUUAUUGAAGCCGAGCUGAACGGACCCGGGUAUCUAGGUUUAUCCGAUACAAGAACAGGCAGAAACAGGACCAGUACUGCUCGCGCUGCCCAGCAUACGGCGCCAGACGCCCUGCCACGCUACAGAGAUACACCGGCGGAGUCCAGAGCCGGUACUGCACAACGACAUGUACCGGCCGACGGAGAAGAGGGAGAAGAUGACGAGGAGGAAGGGUUCUUCCAGUCAUUUGCUCACAGGGUACGAAACACCUUCGACACCGCAGGCACACCCAAGUGGCUGCAGGAGGUCGACGCAGGCUUCAAGCGGCCGCGCUGGAUGGGCGGAACAGAUGACGACGGCCCUUCGACCACUCCUCCAUCUGAUUCAAAUCCGUCUGCCGGUUUUGCGAGAUGGUUCGGUGGCGGUUCAGGUGGAGUGCGGCUCUAA
Arthroderma uncinatum is the source of this 1569-nucleotide messenger RNA. RefSeq names its product LMBR1 domain-containing protein. The record is from RefSeq and is a predicted model, not a curated record. NCBI's taxonomy places the organism in Eukaryota, Fungi, Ascomycota, Eurotiomycetes, Onygenales, Arthrodermataceae. The coding region runs from base 1 to 1569 and encodes 522 amino acids. Gene Ontology annotation, cellular component: membrane. The transcript has a single exon.